AAUAUUUUAUUAGAGACUGGCACGGUUAAGACUGCAAUGAGCUACUGAAUCGUAUAAAAGGCCAAUGGAGCUAAUGUCCAUGGAUGGGGUACCUCAACUCUGCUCCUCUCUGAGAAAGGGUCACUGGGCUGUGCUGUCUCCAUGUCUUUUCAGCUUUCUGGUGGAUCCAAGCAGCUCUGCUCUCAAGCCGGGGCUGCUCGGUCCUCUGGUGGAAGAACAGGCUUGGGGGCUGGGAACGUAUGCAGUGGGUCAGGAGUAGGCAGCAGCUUUUCUUGUACUCUUGGGAGCGUUUCUUCCGAAGGAGGUUUGUGUAAUGGUGGUGGAGGGUUGGCCAGUGGUGGAGGGUUGUCCAGUGGUGUCUGUGCUGGUUUUCUUGGAAAUGAGCAUGGCCUGCUCUCCGGAAAUGAGAAGGUGACCAUGCAGAACCUCAAUGACCGGCUGGCAUCCUACCUGGGCCAUGUGCGCGCCCUGGAGGAGGCCAACGAUGACCUGGAGCAGAAAAUCAAGGGCUGGUAUGAGAAAUAUGGGCCUGGUUCUUGCCGAGGACUUGAUCAUGACUACAGUAGAUAUUUCUCAGUCAUUGAAGAUCUUAAAAGGCAGAUUAUUUCUGUGACCACCUGUAAUGCCAGCAUUGUUCUACAAAACGACAGUGCCAGACUGACUGCUGAUGACUUCCGGCUGAAGUUUGAAAAUGAGCUUGCUCUGCAUCAGAGUGUUGAGGCUGACAUCCACGGUCUUCAUCAAGUUAUGGAUGAGCUGACCCUUUGCACGACCCACCUGGAGAUACAGUGUGACGCACUCAGUGAGGAGUUGAUGUACCUCAAAAAAAAUCACGAGGAGGAAAUGAAAGCCCUGCAGCGAGCAGCCGGGGGGAACGUGAACGUGGAGAUCCACGCCGCCCCCGGGGUGGACCUGACUGUUCUGUUGAACAACAUGAGGGCCGAGUACCAGGACUUGGCAGAGCAGACCCGCAAAGAUGCAGAGGCCUGGUUUAACAAGAAGAGCACUUCGCUGCAGCAGCAGAUUUCUGACGAUGCGGGAGCGGCCGCGGCAGCCCGGAAUGAGCUGAUGGAACUAAACCGCAAUCUGCAAACCUCGGAAAUAGAGCUUCAGUCCUUCGUGGCCAUGAAAAGUUCCUACGAAUGCUCCUUGGCUGAGAUGGAAGGCACUUUCUGCCUUCAGCUCCAACGAAUCCAGGAACAGAUCAGGGCAAUGGAGGAGCAACUACAGCAGAUUCGAACGGAAACAGAGAACCAGAAGCUGGAGUACGAGCGGCUUCUAGAUGUCAAAACAGUUUUAGAAAAAGAAAUUGAAACUUACCGCAAUUUAAUAGACGGAGAAGGAAGAAAAAGCAAGGCCACAUGUUACACAUCAAAAAGGCAUGGGCCCAUAAACUCUGAAAAUCAAGUCAAAGACUCAAAAGAAGAAACUGUUAUCAAAACAGUGAUGGAGGAGCUAGACCAGCUCAGCAGUGUCCUUUCACUAAGGAUCCACCCAGUUGAAGAAAAAUCCUCUACAAUAAGCAAUGUUACAGUGGAGCAACAAGUGUCUUCGAAAGUCCCAAAAUGAGGAGGAGGAAUUUUUUUUUUUUAUAGUCUGCCUUUGCAAAAUCCCAUUGACCAAGGACCCCUAAUGAAAUGACUCAAUUCUGUUUCUACAAAUAAAAGGCUAGAAUGAGUUUUCCUUCUCUUCUCUUUCUCAUGCUCUUUGUAAUCCUUCUCAGGAGUAGGAAAAAUCUGGCUCUGUCCCUACUUUUUGUUUGUUUUAUUGGGGGGGGAGCUCAUUUUUGCCUUUUCAUUAAAACAUUUUCCUGUUGCAAGUUAUUUUUUGCUAAAUCCGGUGCUUCUGAAUUUCCAUGGUGUUGAUCUCAAUGUUACAGUCCUAAGGAGAUGCUAAUAAAAUGAAGUAUUUCACUUACA
Molecule: messenger RNA, 1919 nt
Organism: Vicugna pacos (alpaca)
Lineage: Eukaryota; Metazoa; Chordata; Mammalia; Artiodactyla; Camelidae
Product: keratin, type I cytoskeletal 26
Biological process (GO): epithelial cell differentiation; intermediate filament organization
Cellular component (GO): cytoskeleton
Molecular function (GO): structural molecule activity
Source: RefSeq, a predicted model, not a curated record